GCCGUGUGUCAUAUUGUCGAUCAAAAUGGUCACCGUUCCAACCACUCAGGCCGAGGCUCUGGCUUGGCUUCGAAACUCCCACAAUGUCCAUGACUCUCUCCAAACAACAGACUUCGACAAGAUCUACUCCAAAAAUGCCCAGGUCAAAUUCACCAACUUUCCCGUUGCCGAGGGUGUGGAUUCCAUCAAGCAGAUCAUGGACGCGGCGUUUGGGCAGCUGUCGUAUAUGAAGCAUGUUACUCGUCAGGCGGAUAAGGUGGACAACAGGAUCUGGCUCGCUGUGGAUAUCACCUACCGAGUCAAGGGCGACCCUGAUAACGAGGACAUUAACAUCCCGGCUGCAGGGCUGGUCACGAUCGUGACGGAGGGGGAAGAAGCUGGCAAGAUCGCACGUUUCGAUGUCUAUCUCGAUAACACACCUGUCAGGGAAAAGAUUGCAGCUGUUGCGAAAUUGGAAUCGUAGGCAGACUCUGUCGGAACAAAGAAUAUCACAGCAGCACAACGAGUACGCCGAGAUAGUUGCACUACAAUCUAACAGAAGCUGGUUUUGGGUCUGCAGCUGAUUUACCAUCGGCUCUAUGCUUCUAGUUUUUCGAAUGAUACAUGUAUUGAGAACAUUCAUUCCAAUGUUUACAACUAUGAGAGACGGCCUCAAUAGACCUGGUUGUGACAGUA
Colletotrichum phormii is the source of this 675-nucleotide messenger RNA. RefSeq lists its product as uncharacterized. The coding region runs from base 26 to 463 and encodes 145 amino acids. The record is from RefSeq and is a predicted model, not a curated record. Lineage: Eukaryota; Fungi; Ascomycota; Sordariomycetes; Glomerellales; Glomerellaceae. The transcript is spliced from 3 exons.